AUGAGUCCAUCAGCAAAGAAGAGGCUCAAGAAUAGAGUGGUUUCCAAGAGGCAACAUGAGGAACCACAGGACAAGAUACAGCAGCCUGUCAGCAAAGUAAUUGAGCGGAACCGACUUAAAGCGGUGCUAAAAAACUUGUCGCUCUUGAAGCUGCUCAAGAUCUCGAACCCUCGGACCCAAGAACUGCAGAACCUGGCCAAAAGGUGUUGGAAUUCACUUUUCAGAGUUCCGAAGAUCCUCAGGGUCUCCUCUGGGCACGAAGAUGUCUGGGAUACAGUAGAACAAAAUAACAAAGAUCUUCAGGAGGCUGGGUGUCCCAACAAGAAACUGGACUCCAAGAAAUUAGAGCCCCUGAGGGAGCCUGAGGACCCGGAGCAGUCAAGGCCCAAGGCGGCACUGCGGGAGGUUCCCAUGACGUCAAAGGGUCGCGGCCUGCCCACCGGCCCUGGAGCCCAAGAGAGGCAAUCACCCACUGCGGACCCCAGGGUUGUCUUCCUGAAGACCCACCAGUACAGACCUCCCAUGGAGGACAUGAAGCAGCUGGACACAGCAGACCAGCGGAUCUGGUUUGAGGGGCUGCCCACACGAGUCCACCUCCCAGGGCGCCGGGUGAUGUGCAGAUCAUCUCCCCUGCGCUGGGUCAAGCGCUGCUGCACCCGCCUCUGCUCGGCAUCACUUGAGCUGCCAAUGGUCCGUCCAUACAAGAUGUGA
Molecule: messenger RNA, 711 nt
Organism: Mesoplodon densirostris (Blainville's beaked whale)
Lineage: Eukaryota; Metazoa; Chordata; Mammalia; Artiodactyla; Ziphiidae
Gene: TP53TG5
Product: TP53 target 5
Exons: 4
Coding region: 1-711 (236 amino acids)
Source: RefSeq, a predicted model, not a curated record